This is a messenger RNA of Alosa alosa (allis shad), 1517 nucleotides long. RefSeq names its product capping protein (actin filament), gelsolin-like b (gene capgb). Gene Ontology annotation, cellular component: actin cytoskeleton; cytoplasm. Gene Ontology annotation, molecular function: phosphatidylinositol-4,5-bisphosphate binding; actin filament binding. Lineage: Eukaryota; Metazoa; Chordata; Actinopteri; Clupeiformes; Clupeidae. Gene Ontology annotation, biological process: actin filament severing; barbed-end actin filament capping; actin polymerization or depolymerization. The transcript has 9 exons. The record is from RefSeq and is a predicted model, not a curated record. Bases 84 to 1121 code for a protein of 345 amino acids.
AGUUUUUCUCCGACAAAUCUGCUCCCCUCUCAGACGCACCCUAAACCAGCACUCUUUCUCUUCUCUCAAAAACUACUGUAAGAAUGCUCCCUUUCCAAGCAGCGCCAGGCCAGUUUGGGCCCGAGGUGAAUGAACCAGGCCUGAAAUGUUGGCGCGUGGAGAAGAUGAAGGCCGUUCCGCUAGAACCGGCCGAGUUUGGUGCCUUCUUCAACGGAGACUCCUACCUGGUUUUGGAGCACCGGGGAGACCAGGGGGCAGACCUCCACAUGUGGAUAGGUGAGAAGUCGUCUCGUGAUGAGCAGGUAGCCUGCGCCAUGUUGGCUACGCAGCUGGACAACUUCCUGGGCGGAGACCCGGUCCAGCACAGACACGUCCAGGGCUACGAGUCGCCAGAGUUCAUGAAUCUCUUCCCCCGAGGAGUCAGCUAUAAGGAAGGAGGAGUAGAGUCUGGGUUCAGGAGAGCCCAGUCGGGUUCGGGUCCUAUCCAGAGGUUGUACCAGAUCAAAGGCAAGCGGAACAUCCGGGCCAAAGAGGUAGACCUGAGCUGGCACAGCUUCAACAAAGGGGACUGCUUCAUCCUGGACCUGGGGAAUACCAUUGUGUCCUGGAUUGGCUCGCAGGCCAACAUCUUUGAAAAGCAGAAAGUGCGAGAGAUCGCCACGCUGAUCCGGGACACGGAGAGACACGGCAAAGCCCAGAUCACCAACGUCACAGAAGGAGAAGAGCCGCCCGAGAUGAUGCAGGUGCUGGGCCCAGUGCCAGAGUUAAAAGAGAGCACACCAGAAGAGGACAGCAAAGCUGAUGCCUCUAACUCCGCCUCCCUCUACAAGGUGUCUGAUGCAACAGGAUCGAUGAAGCUCUCUAAAGUGUCAGAGAAAAGCCCGUUUGCCAAGGACCUCCUGGUGCGCGAUGACUGCUUUAUUCUUGACAAUGGAGCCAAUGGGAAAAUUUUUGUGUGGAAAGGAAUGGGAGCCAAUGCUGAGGAGAAGCGGGAAGCUCUAAAGAUGGCUGAUGAUUUCAUUCAGCAAAUGAACUACCAAAGAAUGAAAACUCAGGUGGAGAUCCUUCCCCAGGGCAGAGAGACUGUCAUCUUCAAGCAAUUCUUUCAGAACUGGAACUAAAGUGCCCCGGCAAUCCAAGCAUAUGUUGCACUCGCUCAAAAUGUUGAAUCAAUGUUAAAAUAAUAAUAAUACCAGUAUCUCUGCCGUCACCACUGGUAUAAUGAGUAAAUUGUAAGUGUCAGCAAUGAAAGGCCCAAAUGUAUUUUGGGUUUGUAAUAGGCCUAUAUGUAUAUAUUGAGAAGGAACAGAGAGAACAAUUAUGUGACCGUGUGGGCAAUUGUUACAUUGCUGAGGUUCACUGCAGUAAAGGGCCAGAUGAGCUACACUGGUGUGUGUACGCCAUAGUAACACAAGACAGCGACUCAACUGCUUGACUCAGUUCAACUGCCACUUGCUUUCACAAUUAUCGAUUAAGGUUGUUGUUUUACUGCAUUAAAGCCAAUAAUGUUUCACACA